Molecule: messenger RNA, 978 nt
Organism: Kwoniella shivajii
Lineage: Eukaryota; Fungi; Basidiomycota; Tremellomycetes; Tremellales; Cryptococcaceae
Exons: 3
Coding region: 1-978 (325 amino acids)
Source: RefSeq, a predicted model, not a curated record
AUGAAGAUGACUACUAAAUCGCCUCCUGGCCACGUAAGACGACCAUGUCAAGAAGUCAUCAGUAAACUAUCGACUAUAUCGGAGGACACACUUACACCUUUGAAUGAACCUUUCCAAUAUCACGAUGCCGAUUUAGUAUUGUUUUCAUGUGAAGGAUUGAGUUUCAAGAUACACGGAUCUAAACUUGUUGGUUGUAGUAUACUAUUUCGAUCCACGGUGAACUUAUCUCUACCUACACCACCACCUUCACCUGGAUCUUCCCUCGAAUCCCAAUCCCAAUCUCGAUCCCAUUCCCAAUCCCUUCUUCCCGAAAUUCACUUGUCCGAGCCGACUUCCAAUGGGAUUACAAUAUCCUUAUUCCUCUAUCUCCUUUACUCCCUUUCUCUACCUGUCCCUACUCUACCUGUCUAUUUCCAAGCUUAUGAAUCGCUAAUAACGUUCUUGAAGAAAUGGGAAUGUGACAUCUUAUUAGAUAGGUUGGGAGAUGAAGUGAAGGUUUGGGUCGAAGACGGUUUCGUUUCCGCUAGUAAAGGGUUCAAGAUUGGUGAUUCAUUAAAGAAUGCGGAAUUGUGUUUGGAAAGUAUUAGAAAAGGUGGUGAAUACACUUGGUCAGGAAGAAUGGUCAAUGAUCCUUCAAGUCCAACGCCUAAGACCAAAAGAAAAGAUAGAAUUUCCACGUUGAGAAACGAAGCAUGUCCUUCACGUCCUUUUACUCCCACUAACCCCUCUUCUCCAAUACCAUUCGAUGUACUACGCGAUGGUAUUGCCGGAGCCUCAAGCCUGGAUCUCACAGCAGUCCCUUACGAGUAUUUCAUCUCACUUUCGGACGAGGUGAAGUUCGCUCUUCUUCGAGCUAGUCGAGUGGGUGAAUCAUCAAAACAAGAGAUGGAUUGGGGACAAGUAGCUGAUGAAUUUGAACGAGGCAUGAGCGACUUGCGUAAGUGGAUACAAGCUAAUCCAAUUGAGAUAUUUGGCUGA